UGCUGCAACCAAAUAGCACCCUUCUUCGACAAACUCACAACCCAGGCAGCCUUAUCGCAGCACCACGCACACGCUGCCUCCCACGACCGUUCACCGUUGCACCGACCUUCGGCGCUACGGGAGAUAACACGCCACUCAGCCGACCUCCGGAACAGCGCUACAAGGAGAAAAAAAAACCGUUCAACCCGUCGCCAAUACCCACCGGAGCAACACUGGCAAACUGUCCCGCUCAACCACCGGGAAGACGCCGAUUACCGCGUGCAGCACUACGGUAACGACUGAGCAAUAACCCACUGCCGCAUAAUCACACUACACACGGCACUGCACAGCGAAAUCUCCCAAGAAAGCGCCGUUCUGAUACCAGAUUGUAAGAACCUUAGUUGUCGUCGCCCAAAAUCAGAGAAAACAAAGGACAGGGUGUGAUUCUAGAACCGGAUGAGAGCUUCUUGUAGAAAUGCUUCACCUGGAUUACAAAACAUGGAGCACAAUAAUCAGGAGCUGUUGUGUUGACGCCAGGCAUAAGGAAGCUUUGUCCCUUUUCCUUGAAAAUGUACGAUCUUUAUGGGGCUUUAGACCUGAUCACCAAGUCUUGGCAGUCAUUCUUAAAUCCUGCGCUGCCUCCUCAACCAUCAAACUGGGGAAGGCUCUGCAUAGUAAUGUUGUGAAGGAGGGCCAUCUUACUUGUCACUCUUUAUCUAAAGCUCUACUUAACAUGUAUGCCAAAUGUGGUGCGCUUGAUGAUUGCCAAAAAUUGUUUGGUCAGAUUGCCAGCUCUGAUCCUGUCUCUUGGAACAUUGUCCUGUCUGGAUUUUCCGGGUCCCGAAUAUAUGAUACUGAGGUGAUGAGGUUGUUUUAUGCAAUGUACAUAGGUGGCAAGGCUAAACCUAACUCCAUCACUGUUGCUACUGUUCUUCCUGUGUGUGCUCGCUUACUAGAUAUAGAUGCUGGAAAGAAUAUACACUCUUAUGUGAUCAAGUCUGGAUUGGAAACAGAUACCCUUGUUGGGAAUGCGCUGGCAUCAAUGUAUGCAAAAUGUGGGCUGGUACUCGAUGAUGCAUAUGCUGUGUUUAAUAGCAUUAGUCACAAAGAUGUUGUUUCUUGGAAUGCAAUUAUUGCAGGGUUUGCCGAGAAUAAGUUAAUGUGUGAUGCUUAUGGAUUGUUCAGAUGGAUGCUUAAAGGGCCAAUAGAACCAAAUUAUGCGACCAUUGCAAGUAUUCUGCCUGUUUGUGCUUCUUUAGGUGAGAAUGUUCACUACUGCUUUGGGAGAGAGAUACACUGUUAUGUGCAGCGGCGGACUGAAUUGGUGGCAGAUGUUUCUGUCUACAAUGCUUUGGUGAGCUUCUACUUAAGAGUUGGGCGGAUGGAAGAAGCAGAGUCCUUGUUUUGGAGUAUGAUAUCAAGAGAUUUGGUUUCAUGGAAUGCGAUUAUUGCAGGAUAUGCAUCAAAUGGUUACUGGUUGAAAGCUUUGGACCUGUUUCAUGAAUUACUCUCUCUAGAGAUGAUUGGGCCAGAUUCUGUAACUUUUAUUAGUAUUCUGCCUGCUUGUGCAUUCUUACAAAACUUGCAAGUGGGGAAAGAGAUGCAUGGAUAUAUUCUUCGACAUCCUCACCUAUGUGAGGAUACAGCUGUUGGCAAUGCCCUAGUUAGUUUCUAUGGAAAAUGCAACAGAAUAGAAGCAGCAUUUCAGACAUUUUUGAUUAUUUCUCGAAGAGAUUUGAUAUCAUGGAACUCUAUGCUAGAUGCUUUUGUAGAGGGUGGUUAUAAUAUUGAGUUUUUGGGUCUAUUAAAAUGGAUGCUUAGGGAAGGAAUUAGACCUGACACCAUUACCAUCUUGACCAUAAUUCAUUUUUGUGUUUCUGUAUCGAGAGUUGAGAGGGUUAAAGAGACUCAUAGUUAUUUAAUUAAGGAUGGUUUGUUACAAGGUGAUAUUGAACCUACUAUCGGAAAUGCAUUGCUUGAUGCAUAUUCUAAGUGUGGAAAUAUGGAGUAUGCGUUCAAGAUUUUUCAGAGUUUAUCAGAGAAAAGGAAUUUGGUCACGUGCAACUCAAUGAUCUCAGGUUAUGUGAGUCAUGGAUUGCAUGAUGAUGCACAUAAGAUUUUUAACGGGAUGUCUGAAACAGAUCUCACCACCUGGAGUCUAAUGGUUCGAGUUUAUGCGGAGAAUGAUUCUCCUGGUGAAGCUCUCAACUUGUUUCAGGAGUUACAAGCUCGAGGAAUGAAGCCCAAUGAGGUGACAAUUAUGAGCUUCCUUCCGGUAUGCGCUCAAAUGGCCUCAGUCCACCUGGUGAAGCAGUGUCAUGGAUAUGCAGUUAGAGCUAGUUUUAAGGAUUGCCGCUUGAAGGGAGCUUUGUUAGAUGUGUAUGCAAAAUGUGGCACUAUAAAUUCUGCUUAUAAGCUUUUUCAUUCCAGCACCUAUAAGGAUCUGGUUAUGUUCACAGCUAUGGUCAGUGGGUUUGCCAUGCAUGGUAUGGGAGAGGAAGCAAUAAUGGUUUUCUCUCAAAUGCUUGAGUUGGGUGUAAGGCCAGAUCAUGUUAUCAUCACUGCUGUUUUAUCUGCUUGUAGUCAUUCUGGCCUUGUAAAUGAAGGGUUGAAGAUAUUCUAUUCAAUGGAGAAGGUCCAUGGGUUUAAACCAACAAUGGAACAGUAUGCAUGUGUGGUGGAUCUCCUUGCUCGAGGUGGCAGGGUAACUGAUGCAUAUUCUUUUGUGACUAGAAUGCCCAUUGAAGCUAACGCAAAUGUGUGGGGAACACUGCUGGGUGCCUGUAGGACCCAUCAUGAGGUGGAAUUGGGUUGUCUUGUUGCAGAUCGUCUUUUUGAAAUUGAAGCUAACAAUAUUGGGAACUAUGUAGUGAUGUCAAACCUGUAUGCAGCAGAUGCGAGAUGGGAUGGGGUCAUAGAGGUUAGAAAGCUUAUGAGGACUAGAGAUCUGAAAAAGCCAGCAGGAUGCAGCUGGAUUGAAGUGGAGAGGAGGAAGAGUGUUUUUGUGGCUGGGGACUCCACUCAUCAGCAAAGAAGCCUUAUAUACAAUACGUUGUGUACAUUGGAUCAACAGAUCAAGGAGCCGUGUCAUUUUUGAGUUCAUCAAUCGUUUAGUACUUUGAAUUCCAAUUUUCAAGCUUCUUGCUGAUUCUGGUAAUUUUUUUCUUCUUCUUCUUCGUCUUCUUCUUGUAGUUGAAUUUCAAAAUUCAGGUAAGCUUUUCAAGUUUGAGUUACAAGGUCAUAAAGCCUCCAUGUGUUUGACCGCCUGCGUGAGCCCAUCAGUUGGGAUCACAUUGCAUCCCUAUGGAAGAGGGAUAAUGCUAAGUCAUCUUGUUGAAAGUUCCUCGGCUUUGUCUCCUCAGUUGCAUACCUUAGCAGGUUUGACAUUGGGAUUAGAGUUUUUAAUGGUCUUCCGCUGCUGAGCAUUUCAUGUCUUUUAUUUUAUAUUUUUCAUUAUGCUGAAUACCAUGUUGGUUCUUGGCACUCC
This is a messenger RNA of Alnus glutinosa, 3466 nucleotides long. Its product is annotated as putative pentatricopeptide repeat-containing protein At5g08490. Lineage: Eukaryota; Viridiplantae; Streptophyta; Magnoliopsida; Fagales; Betulaceae. Gene Ontology annotation, biological process: RNA modification. The transcript has 2 exons. Gene Ontology annotation, molecular function: protein binding; RNA binding. Bases 455 to 3076 code for a protein of 873 amino acids. The record is from RefSeq and is a predicted model, not a curated record.